Acytostelium subglobosum LB1 is the source of this 606-nucleotide messenger RNA. RefSeq lists its product as hypothetical. The record is from RefSeq and is a predicted model, not a curated record. NCBI's taxonomy places the organism in Eukaryota, Evosea, Eumycetozoa, Acytosteliales, Acytosteliaceae. Gene Ontology annotation, molecular function: GTPase activity; GTP binding. The coding region runs from base 1 to 606 and encodes 201 amino acids. The transcript is spliced from 4 exons. Gene Ontology annotation, biological process: Rab protein signal transduction.
AUGUCAAUGAAUGAUGGUGAGAAGAACUUUAAAGUUGUGAUACUUGGUGAAGGAUGUGUUGGAAAGACAUCAUUGAUACAAAGAUAUACACAGAACAACUUUAGUGACAAAUACAUGAUGACGCCAUCAGCGGGAUACUCACAAAAGAUGGUCAACAUGUCUGGAAAGAGAGUAUGUCUCACAAUAUGGGACACUGCUGGUCAAGAUAGAUUCCAUGCCCUUGGUCCAAUUUAUUAUAGGGAUUCUCAAGGAGCAAUUAUAGUGUAUGAUAUAACGGAUGGAGACUCAUUCAUAAAGGCAAAGACAUGGAUGAAGGAGAUAAAGACACAGUUGGGCUCAGCGAUUCAGAUGUGUUUGGUUGGCAACAAGAGUGAUCUGGAAAGGGCUAGAGUUGUGCAACCAGAGGAGGCAGAGUCCUAUGCAGCAUCAGUUGGAGCACUACACUACACCACAUCGGCCAAGCUGAACAAAGGUGUCGAAGAACUCUUCUUGGAUCUUACAAAGAGAAUGUUUACCAUGAAACCAUUGGGGAGCGAUAGUAAACCAACUUGUGUCAUUCAAGUUAUACCAGAGACAACAGAUAAGAAGACAUCGCCCUGCUGCUGA